CGGCAGUAGCGGCCGUGGCGGGCAGUUUGUUUGACCGUUGGGGGUUUAUUGCUCCGAGAAACAUUGGAUGAUCCUAUUCUAUAACAAACAUGAAGUACUAUAUAUGUUUUCGUAGAAGUAACGACAACAGUUUGAUGAUAAGUCGAACUUUACCCAUAAUAACGAAUAACGAUGGCAGAAAUUGGCCAUGCAAGCACCGUAGUUAACGAGAGCGUUGUAGAUGGCAAAGAUGAGAGCUCUAGCACGAAAUUGCCCAUUUUGGAAUUCUUGUCGACAGGAACCGUGAGGAUACGGCCAAUGAUGCGUUCACAGCCGGCGAGCAGCUACCCUAUCAUCCGCCGUCUGCGAUCUGUCUGUGACCGCCAAUGGACUCACCCUCUCCCAGUCGGGGUCUUUCUCAUUCGCCACCGAGAGGGCCUCUUUCUCUUCGACACCGGCCAAUCUCCAUGUUGCAAUGAUGCAGGUUACUUUCCACGCGCAGCGCUGUUCAACAAGGUGCUAAGCAACUUCACCAUUGAGCCGAGCGAUGGCAUCGUCCAGCUACUCAGCCGGCAGGGCGUCAAGCCAACAGACUUAAAGGCGGUGAUACUAAGUCAUCUCCACAAUGACCACGCCGGCGGCCUAGAGGACCUAAUCGCCGCUUCACCAGAUCUGCCAGUAUACGUCAGUCGCGAGCAUUGGAAGGCUUUUGGCGAGCACCCUUUUUUUGCGGGUAUGGAGGGAGCCACGCCGAAUCACUGGCCCAAGAACUUUUCGCCCAAGAUCAUCGACUAUGAAGAUCGACCUGUUGGGCCUUGGAAGAAAUCCUAUCCGCUGACAUCUGAUGGCAAGAUUGUCGCUGUGGAUACCUCGGGCCAUGUAGCGGGGCAUCUUGCCCUCCUGGUCUUUGGGGAAAACGGGACCGGAGAAGCGACGACAUACGUCCUCCCUGGAGAUGCGACAUACGGCAUUGAUGUUCUGGAUAAAGAAGAGCCGGAUGGAAUCAACGAUGAUCCCGCCCGUGCUCUACAGAGCUUGAGGCUAAUUAAGGAGUUUGCAAGACAGACCGACGUCGUUGUAUUGCCGAGCCAUGACACCAACACGCCACGCUUCCUCGCCGAAGGGGUCGUGUAUCGGCCGAAAUGAUGGUUUUUAAGCAAGACCGUUGUAUUUUUAUUAGACCUUGGAAAUGAAUUAUAUAGAUCCGCUUUGGAUAUAUGUAUAGAGGUUAAUAUAUAGCCAA
Messenger RNA from Pseudogymnoascus verrucosus, 1222 nucleotides. RefSeq lists its product as uncharacterized. The transcript has a single exon. Bases 172 to 1125 code for a protein of 317 amino acids. Lineage: Eukaryota; Fungi; Ascomycota; Leotiomycetes; Thelebolales; Thelebolaceae. The record is from RefSeq and is a predicted model, not a curated record.